GCGUCGCGGCCAGCGCGUUUCGCGCCCCCACGCUCGCAAUACCUAACCGAAAUACAAAACAAACAUCAACAAAACAAAAAGGCAGACUGGAGAAGAAACGACGACAAUAAUUAGUUUUAAGGUCAAAACAACGUGUUCCGAAGAGCAAACACAGUGAUAUAAUCCAAUAUACGAUGUUGCAAGGCGGAGUGAAAGUGAGUUACGGACCGACAGUCCGCAGCGAGCGCCGGUGCCCUCCGCGAGUGAGAAAAGUUGCAAAUUAAAGAGUGAAAUUAAAAAAGUGACCGAGGAGGUUGAGAAAGAGGUUUUGGGGGUUGAAGGUUGUAUAUUAUUAUAUUGUGGAAGGGCGCGCAGAGCCGUCCAAUGGGGUCGAAGGAGACGCCCCCUCGUUCGCUCGCUGGCGCGGCGGUCGCGAUCCUGAUUCUGCAUGCCGGUACAGUCCUAUGCCGGCGUCCAGAGCCGUACUACGGCCGGCUUAUAGGCAAGCUGACGCAGUAUGCCCACGGCAUCCGCGGCCAAGUGUUCGCCGUGGAUGAGCACACAGUGUUCGUGAAAGGGUUCGCUUAUGACGGCACCGGACCCGAUGCGUACUUCUGGGUGGGGGAUACGCCUCAACCCUCGCCUGAGGGCACGCUGGUGCCGUAUCCUGAGGAUUACACUACGAGGGACCCCCCGAUCCUGACGGCGCACAGCAACUCGGACAUCCUUCUGAGGCUGCCGGGGGGCAAGCGCCUGAGAGACAUCAAGUGGAUCAGCGUGUGGUGCCGGAGGUUUACUGUUAACUUCGGCGACGUGUUCAUACCACCCGGCCUAGAUCCACCCAGGCCGCGGGUGCUGCCAGAGUUCAAGCGACUGGCCCACGGCCUACGCUCCGGAAACAUCAGUGUGCUGGACGCCAAGACUUUCUACAUUCCCAACCUGCACUACGAUGGUGCUGGUCCCGACGCGUAUUUCUGGGUCGGGAACGGCACCGAGCCCAGUCCUUUUGGGACUAAAGUCCCCAACGAGAUGGGGUCUCUCCACCCGCUCCGAGGGUACCAAGGCGAGGACAUAGAGAUCCAGCUGCCUGGCAAGCUGACGGCUUAUGACGUGGACUGGCUGGCGGUUUGGUGCGUGGAGUACCGGCACAACUUCGGGCAUGUGUAUAUACCGAAGGACUUGGACGUGCCACCUGCAUUGGGGCAGACGAAGAUCACUCCUGCUUGGUGGUAUAACCCCACGAGCUCAACGACCUCCCAGACCCCUUACAGCGCUGCUAAUAACUGUAAGGAGAUCCUGGAUAAGAGGCUGCAAAUCCGGUGGGAGAUCCAGGGCGAGCAUGUCCAGAUAACUCUGGCAGCGAGACUGCGCAAGGACCAGUACAUGGCCUUCGGCAUCUCAGGAGCUGAAGGCAAGCCGGCCAUGUUGGGGGCUGACGUAGUCGUCGCCUUUUGGAACUCCAAGACCAACAAGCCGGAGGCAGUGGACUACACGAUAUCGCACCUGGCGCAGUGCGACGGCAGCCAAGGCGUCUGCCCUGACGCCAGGGUGGGCGGCUCCAACGAUGCUGUCUUAGUGUCAGGGAACCAAAAGAGCGGCGUCACCACGAUCACGUACCGCCGGCCACUCGCCGCCAAAGACUAUGCCAAGGACAAGGAAGUGAUGACCACGCGCUCCCAGUCCGUCAUCGCUGCCUUCGGGCCGCUGAAUACCAGGUCUGAGGCGAAUGCGCACUCCUUCAUGGACACCACGAGGAUCGAUGUGCAGCUCGACUUUGGGGCUAUGAACGACAACACGUGCAUCGGCCUGGCCGAGAUCGCACCGGAUGGCCCGCCGGCGUGGCCGGCGCGCGUCAUCGCCGGCGCUUCCAACUUCUCCGCGCGUAUCGGGCCCACCGGCGGCGUUAGGGGGUACACGCCUCUUACUGGUCACCCAUCGUGGGGCAUCGCGUGGUACAUCAACGACCAGCUGAUCCCCGAGAUCUACGUGGAGAGAGGCAAGACUUACACAUUCAUCGUCGAAGGAGGUGACGACAGGACUAACCCUGCCAAAUUUCACCCGUUCUACAUCAGCGACUCCUCAGAAGGCGGCUUCGGCCAGAAGAAGGAGGAAGAGCGCAGGAAGCAGCGCGUGUUUGCGGGGGUUGCCUAUGACAACGAGGGGUAUCCCUACCCUACGGCUGUGGGCAGAUACUGCGAGUGGACGCACAAAACCAUCGACCAGUCUGCAGUGACGGAGACCUUCGAGGACUACAUGAAGACCCUGCAGUUGGAGUGCAAUGAUGGCGAGCCAGCCGUGCUCAACUGGACCGUGGCCCAUGAGACACCGGACUUGGUCUACUACCAGUGCUACACUCACAACAAUCUAGGCUGGAAGAUCCACGUAGUCGAUCCAGGCACAAAAGUUCCUUUCCCGGGAGAUCAGCGGGCACAAAUCAACAUGGCGCCCCGUCCCGCGCCGGCGCAACUGACAGCUGUCACCUCUGCAAUCGCCAUCGGAAUGAUCAACAUGGCCGCCAGAUAAGGCAAAGAUAUACACGCGAGCUUGGGGCCUUGAGUACUGAGUUACUGGCUCGAUGGGAAGACGUGUUAGAUUUUUAGAGGUAUUGAAAAAACAAUAUAAAUAUUCG
Molecule: messenger RNA, 2608 nt
Organism: Ostrinia nubilalis (European corn borer)
Lineage: Eukaryota; Metazoa; Arthropoda; Insecta; Lepidoptera; Crambidae
Product: protein Skeletor, isoforms B/C
Exons: 16
Coding region: 364-2502 (712 amino acids)
Source: RefSeq, a predicted model, not a curated record